This is a messenger RNA of Drosophila biarmipes, 1506 nucleotides long. It is a transcript of the gene FucTB, whose product is annotated as alpha-(1,3)-fucosyltransferase B. Lineage: Eukaryota; Metazoa; Arthropoda; Insecta; Diptera; Drosophilidae. Gene Ontology annotation, molecular function: alpha-(1->3)-fucosyltransferase activity. The record is from RefSeq and is a predicted model, not a curated record. Gene Ontology annotation, cellular component: Golgi membrane. The coding region runs from base 119 to 1417 and encodes 432 amino acids. The transcript has 4 exons.
CUGGCAGUCGAAAUUCAGGCGCUCAGGCGAAAUUGCGGCGCACCGGCUUUUUGAAUCCGAACCGAAGGUGCGCGGAACUACCUUUGGCAUCCUGUAAGCAAGGACUUUAGGGGCGGCCAUGCGGCUGGUACUGCGGUACCUGGCAGCAACGCUCGGCAUUGGGCUCACCAUUCUAUUCUUCUGCUACGACCAAGACAACUCCAAGCACGACAGUCCCGUGGAGCUGGUCUGGUGGUCCAGGGACAUGUCCUGGAGCUACGACGAGGUGCGCCAGUGCGGCAUCCACACUUGCCGCAUCACCAACAGGCGCAGCCGGCUUCCGAUGUCCCGGGGCGUUCUAUUUUACGGCUCCAACGUGAAGACAGGCGACUUCCCACUUCCGCGAAGCAAGCAUCAAGUAUGGGCCCUACUGCAUGAAGAAUCUCCCAGGAAUGCUCCGUUCGUGUCGAAUGCUGAGUUCCUCCGGCACUUUCACUUCACCUCGACCUUCAGCCGCUUCAGCAACUUUCCGCUGACCACGCAGUACUUGCCCAGUGGCCAGGCACUCACCUCGAAGGACUACUUUGUUUCGUUUGCUGGAAAGUCCAAAUAUGCUUAUCGUCCGUCCCCAUCGGUAGUGUUCCUCCAAAGCGACUGCGACACGAUGUCUGGUAGGGAGGACUACGUUAAGGAGCUGAUGAAGCACCUCUCUAUCGAUUCGUACGGCAGCUGCCUGCGAAACAAAGAUCUGCCGGAAAGCCUGCAGAAGGACUAUCUGAAUAAUCUCUAUUCACCGGAGUUGCUGCGUUUUUUGUCCGAGUACAAGUUUAUGAUUGCCUUUGAGAAUGCUGCCUGUCCCGAUUACAUUACCGAAAAAUUCUGGCGUCCUUUGGUCAUGGGCGUGAUUCCCAUUUACUUUGGCUCACCAACAAUUAAAGACUGGCAGCCGAAUAAGAAGUCUGCAGUAUUUGUGAACGACUUUCCCAACCCACGGGCGUUGGCCAAGUUUUUGACCGAAUUGGGUGAAAACCAAACUAUGUACGAUUCGUAUCGCCAGCAUAAACUGAAUUGGCGGAACCCCAUCUUCAACAAGUAUCUCAUGCACAACCUCAUCACGCGUCGGUACCACAUCGGCGAUUCGUCUCCGGGAGCAUCACUCUUCGACAAAUUUGAGUGUGCGGUCUGCUACCAUGUGAUCAACACCGCCAGGGACGUAAUGGCCAACUCUCGCCACUACAACUGCCCCCUGGAACCGGAGUAUGCUCAACUGGAGGAUGGGAAAGUGCCGCAGAAUGUCGCCGACUGGCGAUCCAUGAUGGAGGUGGGCCAGUGCCAAGCGAAGGUACUGGACGAUUUUUUCCGCCGCAACCGCAGCUUCAAUGAAGCUGAUUUUGAGGGCGAACUCAGUCGGAGGAUGGAGGAAAAUCAAUGCAAAUAGAUUGUUAAAUGUGAAAGCUUACAUUAAGAACUCCAGACUGUAAUGGUACUCAGUUUACCGUGUGAUAAUACAUUUACAUAUUUACGAUA